Messenger RNA from Leptopilina boulardi, 9342 nucleotides. Its product is annotated as probable serine/threonine-protein kinase DDB_G0282963. Gene Ontology annotation, cellular component: intracellular membrane-bounded organelle. The transcript has 16 exons. Gene Ontology annotation, molecular function: protein binding. The record is from RefSeq and is a predicted model, not a curated record. Bases 146 to 7342 code for a protein of 2398 amino acids. Lineage: Eukaryota; Metazoa; Arthropoda; Insecta; Hymenoptera; Figitidae. Gene Ontology annotation, biological process: autophagy.
CCGACAGUUCCUUACAUUUAUGUUCAUACAUUUCUAAACGGGAGUUAUUUAUUAAAAUAUGUCGUGUAGAAGACUUUUAUUAAUUCAAAAAAUACUUUAAAUUAUAUUUUACAUCCUAUAUCAUUGGUUUAAUAAUCAAAACCAAAUGGAAAAACAAAAAAAGAAACGGGACAUGAUUCACUGUACUCAGUCCCAAAAUAUUCUUCGAAAUUUGAUGCUUCGAGAUUUUGGAUUGAGAACAACACAUAAAACAAGUACCAAGGAGCUUGAGCCAAUUGCUGAAACAAAUCUUGUACUCAAAGACCACAAGGAAUUGAAAUGUGACUUGCCUGGCGUUCCGAGGGGAUCAUUUUUAAUGGUCUUUAGUCCGGAUGGUACAAAAGUCGCUUCAACGCACGGGAAUCAUAAUAUUUACAUAACGGACCUCACUACGGGUAAAAAUAUCCAAACACUUUCGGGACAUCCUCGAACUCCUUGGUGUAUUGCAUUUCAUCCGUCUUCGAGUGAAAUUUUAGCUUCCGGAUGUUUAGGUGGUCAAGUACGAGUUUGGGACCUCAGUGGAGGAAGUGAAGUAUGGAACUCGGAUGGUCAAACAGUGAUCGCAUCACUUGCAUUUCAUCCUUCCGAAAGAUUACUUGUGAUCGCAACAUUCAAUGAAGUUCAUUUUUGGGAUUGGAGUCAGUCUGAACCAUUUGCCGUUAUUGAAACAAAACACGUGAAAGAAAGAGUUAGGUAUGUUGCUUUUGAUAAUUUAGGAAGAAAACUAAUCACAGGAAUUGCGAACGUCCUCCCACCUCAAACACAAUGGGAUCGUCCUCCUUUAGAACAAUUGUACCGAUCUAUUCCCCGACUUGUUCGAGAAAGAUCACAAGAGUUCGAAAUUUCUCAGCCUUUUUCUCAUUAUCAUUCCUCAUCGCCACUUCAUCUUUGGAAUCAUGGAAUGAUGCCGGGAUCAAAUAGAUAUCGAGAUGUUUUAGACGAAAGAAUUCCUUUUACUGAUGGGAGAAAUAUUAGAAGAAAUCAAUCAACCGAAUACGAUCCACGACUUUUACAAAGGUUUUUUUUAAGAGACGUGACGGUACCGGUAGUUUCUACACCAUUAAGACGACCCACGACAAUGACAAUUUUUCGUUCAAAUAGCACGGCUUCUGAUCUUGAAUCCGAUCGAGUUAUCGAGAGAAUUCCCGAGCAAAUUCCAAAUACAAAUGCAACUUCUAAUCAGCGAACUAAUGAAUUGAGAAAUGAAAAUCGUUCCUCUGUUGACGAUAACAAUAGCAAUGGAGAACCAUCAGCAUCUGAUAAUUCACGAAAUCCAUCACUUUUCUCAAGUCUUCAUCCGAAUUUCUCAAAUAUCGAAAAUCCCCUAAGAUACGAUCAUCUCAUGAAUUUAUCGGAACGAUUCCAAAAUAUUUUUUCCGAAGUAAAUGAACGAAUGGUUCGUAAUAAUGGCCCAGAAACUGAGCGUAGAUUAAAUCUUUGUUAUCAAUUUUUAGUCGAUCAAUAUCAAUCAAUAGUUCGAAGAUAUUGUGAUAUCUCUCGAAAUAGAGAUACUAUUGAUCGUGGAACAGAUCCAAUGGACGCGCCAGAAUCAUCGACAAAUUCGCAAUCAACGGAAACAAGGGAAUCGAGUCGUUAUUAUUUAGCAACACAAACAUCAGCUUCGAUAUUGAGAAGUAUGUUAAAUUACAGUGCACAGGCGAAUAAUACAAAUUUAGAAAAACUUCAACGUUAUCAACGUGUUUUAAUGGCAGGGGCCGAGCAAGAGGAAAUAGAGCCGGCACUUCAAAUUCUUCGAGAAGCAUUAAAUGCAACAGCCGUGAAUAAUAGUGCUUGUCUCGCGAGAUUACAAAAAUUACGCGAACGUUUAAGAGCUCAUACAACAACACUUUUUUUGCAUUCAAACAAUCGUAGCAAUUCAGGUCUUCAAGUUCUUCGUAAUGCGCUCAAUGAUGAAAUUGAAGCACUCAACAAUAUUGAAGUACAACUCACAAAUACAAGUUCACGAAUUGAAAUUCUACGCGAUGAAUUGGCAACAAAUGGUGUUUUGCGUCCCAAUCAGGCAACAGCGGCUUCACAAUUAAAUUAUCUCGAAUCUAUUUCUGCAAUGUUAUCUAAUAAUAACACUUUGCGUCCUUCUAGAAAUGGAGAGAGUAGUUCAACAAGGGAGACAAACAGAAACGAAGACAAUAGAAACAGAAAUGAUGAAAGUAAUCGAGUUCCCGGUGGCAGAACUGAAGAAAAUCAAGAGAAUCGCGAGCAGGAGAAUGAGGAGAAUGUUUUUCAAGAAUUAAGAAAUGAAAUGACAUCAUUCAGGGAUGAUUUUAUAUUUCGUAGGAGAAAUCUAAUGCGAUCAGUUAGUGAUAGAAUUUUAAAUAUAUUGGAAAAUUUUAAUGAUCUAGGAGAAUCGUCUACAAGUCGAUCAACACCAAGGGAAGGAAAUAGAGGAAAUUCAUCUCACAAUAGAAGUAGAACGCAAUCAAGCUCAAGGACAAAUAGAAGAAGAGUCGACGAUACAGAUACGGAUGAUGAACCACCAAGAAGAAGACGUCGACGCGAAGGUUCUCAUAUUUGGUAUCCAAACUACAAUUCCAACUCGCGAGCUCGAAUUGAUAUUCCUGAAGACAGUUCACCGUCCAGUGAUGAAAGUUUCAACGAAGUUCGAUCACAACUUUUUGGCACCUCUAAUUUCACAGUAAGCUCAAGAUCCGCCUUUCAACCGAGCAUUCCAAGGCAAUCGCAAACGCAAAAUUCCACAAUUCCACCGGAAACAAGAAAUUCCAAUCAACCAACAACAAAUCAAAGUGAACAAAAUGAAAAUUCACCAACUGAUCAAAACAUCAAUAACGACAGGAACCAAAGAACAUUAAGUAUGAUCACCUAUGAAUUACGAAUGGCUCUCGAUUCAUUUAAACGUAGUCUCAAUUCAGAGCAAUCAAAUCAAACUGACAAUAAUUUAUCGAGUCAUCAUACAGCAGCUGAAAUUGCACGUGAACAAUCAGAGAAUGGCUAUUGGUUACUCGAGGAAAACAGUAAUUCCGACUCGAAUCAAGAGGAUCAUAAUUUAAAUCCAAAUUCAAGUUUUCAAAGAUGGACCAGCCGAUGGAUACAAUUAAAUCCCUCAACAAGGGACAGUGAUAAUGAAUUUUCAAACGAGAAUGGUAGAAGAAAUACAAAUUCAGAAUCACGAAAUCCUGAUAGAAAUCAACUUUCGCCAAUUUCGAUUAAUUCCACACGUUAUGAGCAACCGCCAUUAUUUCCUUUUAGAAGUCUCCGUGAAAAUCAAGCAAGGCGAAUGGAAUCAUCUCAGGAAACAACUGCCAGUAAUAGCGCUCAAAAUGACAAUAGAACGGAAUCUGAAGCCAGAGCAACAACAUCGAGAAAUGAUGAUUCACGAGAUGACGAUGAACCACGUCAUUCACGAAGACAACCACCAAUUAGAAAGGGAAUUAAUCCCGAAGCCAAAAGAAUCAAAGAGGAACGAAAUCGACGAAUUAAUCGAAUUCUCUCGCAAAAUCACACUCUCACCGAUAAUGUUGGCGUUCGUCAAGGAAUUCCACUUCUCAGCAGAUACAUCGAUAAUAUGGAACGAUUAUGUCGUGCUAGAUUAGAGAUUGUACAACUUCAACAAGUUCGAAGAACAUGGGAGGAUUUACUACGGCAAAUUCGCAAUCUUCACGUAACUGUGAGAGUUGAAGGUGAAAAUGCUGAUCAACAACCUUCCACAAGUGGAACGUCAUCUGCUUCUUCCUCAAAUUCACAAAGUUCCACAAGUUCCAAUGAAACACAAAACAACGAGUCGGCGAAAAAUUUCAAGAAAACCCUCAUUGAAAAUUAUAAACGCGAGAGCAACGAGGCGGACAAUAAAACGGUAUUCUGUAUUAUUAUUCAACCGUCCACAUCAUCAUCACCAUCAUCAUCUUCAUCAACGCCAGCAGCAGCAGAAAGUACAGGGCAAAAAAUUCCUAAAACUCCCUCACAAAGUGGAACGCCCGAUUCGAAUCAAAAUUCGACAAACAUUAGUCUAUCAAAUUUACUACCCACGGAAUCGGAAAUGCGACGUAUGAGACGAAAUAAUCGUCUUUUAGAAAUAUUGAAAGCAUUACGUGAACGUGAAACUUGGUCUGGUUCACCAAUUAAUCUCGAUGAACCACAACCGCAACCAAAUGCUAUGAGUGAUCAUACAUAUUCGAAUUUGACAAGUAACGCAACUGUUCAACUACCGAGUAUUGCAAGUUUUAUUUCCAAUUUAUCGGCAAGUGUAAAUAUUCCAUCGACAACGCAACUUCUCGAUUCUGUUGAAUCAUCAUUAAACGAUGAUGACGGUCCAAGUUCAUCGAGAACAUUAAGAAAUUCUCCAAAUACUUCGUCAGCUAAUCCUGAGAAUGAGAGCACAUCUGAGAGUUCAAAUUCGGCAUUAUCAAUGGAUUCGUCGCCAAAUAAUUCAAAUAAUCGAGGAAAACUAUAUACGUACCAAAGAGUCUGGCGAUACGGACGCAGAAUGUAUAUCAGACGACCAAGAUUAUUGUCUCUCGGUCCAAGGAGUAUGAAACGUGGCUCAAGAACUCAAUUCAAUCCUUUCCGACAUUACGAGCAUCGACGACCGUGGCCAAUUCGACGAAAUGAUUCACGUGACUCGCGAAUGACAAACGGUAACACGACUAACAACAACAACAACAACAGCAACAACAGUAAUAAUAAUAAUAAUAAUAAUAAUAAUAACAACACUGAACGAAAUCGUGUUCAAAACACAUCGGAAUCACUUCAAGCAAUGAUUGUUCGUCUACAAUCAUUGGUUAGACAACAACGAGCAUUAGCGCGAAAUAGCGAAAUUAAUCGUAGUUCCGAUAGUGAUAGACAAUCGGAAACAACACGCGAUAAUACAGAAAAUCAAGAAAUGGAGCAAAUUCGCGAAGUCACACGUCUAAGAGCACGAGAGGUUCUUAGUUUAAUGGUUGAGAGUCUCACGCAAUUUUUCGAGGAAAAUAGACCCGGCAAUGGUGCACAAAGCAACGUUCUUUACGAGCAAAUCUUCAAGGUCUAUGUUCUACUUCAUCUCGCUCUUCAAUUAACUGAUUUAUUAAUCGAACAAUUGGUGACAACGCGACGCGAAUUAGAAUCCAGUCAAUAUGGACCUUUUAAUUCAGAUUUUUUUGUUCCCACUCCCGAUAUUGUUAACGAACGACGAAACAGUCGAAUCGAUAAUGGCUUACAAACAGAGGCUAAUCGUUCCGAUGUCAAUCGAACAAAUAAUGAUUCGUUUGAAAAUAAUAAUGUACGCGAGGAAAAUGCACCAAGCGAAACAAGAGAUCGUUCACAAUCCAAUAAUACCGAUUCUUCACCAGAUCAAGAAUCAAGAAAUUAUCUCAAUAUUCUCGAGGAACUGCGAACACUCUUUCAUAUUCCCUGUUGCAAUAAUGAACAACGAAAUGAAUCUUCCCGUGAAGCGGAAAAUUCCACUCGUCCAGAAACAUCACAAAAUACGGAAUCAAAUUAUUUCACGGAAACAAAUACAGCGAGUAGUUCAAGAACGCCUGAACCAAUAAAUGAAAAUUCUGGUGAUCAAAAUGUGAAUCAUAUUUCCUCGGAAAAUGCAUUAUCAGCGGAAGUUCAAAGUAUCGUUGAGAGAAUACAAAAUAAUCGUAAUGACAAUAAUAAUGAUCGACCAUCAAAUAGAUCAUUGGAUAGUAAUAAUCAUUUGGAUAAUGAUUCUGGUUCGAGGAAUAAUUUUCUAUUGGGUCUUUCACAAGAUCUAAUAAGAAUACAUGAGGAAUAUGAACGACGUAAUAAUAAUAAUGAGUCGAAUGAUCGUCAACGAAUUAGUAAUAAUGAUGGUGAGGGAAGAACUGCGAGUUCAUUUUUGCAAACAUCAUUGCCAAUACAUUUAAUUUUAUCGCGAAGAGGUCCCUUGAGAUAUUCCGAUUCAACAUUUAGACGUGAAAUUUUACGAAUGAUACGUCAUAGACAUGAGGAAAAUUAUUAUAUUAGUCAUCGUUUAGAGCAACUCGCAAGAUCAACUCAUCAAUUGAGACAUGAUUAUCAUUAUGGAAGAAAUCGACCAGCGCCCGAUAGAGAUUAUGCAUAUUUACCGCGACCACCUUAUCUUGUCUCAAGAAGUCGUCCUCUUAUUUUUGACAGAGAUCCUUUACUUUCAUCCUCGGCAACGACUAAUCGUCAUGAAUUUAAUGUGCCCAUUGUUCAAGUUGCACCGCCAACACCACCGCAUACGCCACCUUCAUAUUUACCAAAUUCCACGCAAAAUAAUAAUGAGAGUUCAAAUAAUACAAAUAGUAAUUCUAAUAAUGAACAGGCGGGACCUAGUACAUCGAAUUUUGGAAAUAGAAAUCAGGACUUGGGUGGAUUUCAAGUUUUAUCACCACAAUUAAGAAGAUGGUUCCUGGCUCAAGCUACUUGGAGGGGUUCGAGAUAUUUAAGUCAACGUUAUGGAUCAUCUGCUAAUGGUGGAAAUGGCGGUGGUAGCGGCGGAGGAGACGGAAGUGGUGGACAAGAUCCGGGUAAUGACGAUAGCGAUGAUGUUGAUAUAAGAGAUCAAGUACCUGUUGGCAUAUCAUUUAAUGGUUUGGAAAUUCCAAAUUAUCGUGUUCAGGCUUGGGAUUUUUCUGACGGUGAAAUUCCGGACAUUACAAAUCCCGAGAAAAAUGUUGUUGUACGAGAAUGUAAAAUACACAAUGAUGCAAGUAUCGACAUUUCCGCUGACGGAACAAUGUUAGCAACUGCGUUACCAUCCGGAAGAAUCAACGCUACUACCACUCUUGGAGUCUACAGUUUACAAUGGGAAAAUUUGGGAGAACGAGUUUAUUCAACAGUAACUGAUCAAACAGUCGUUUCACUGUCAAUGUCACCGGCAGGACAACAUCUUCUCGUUGGAAUUGGAUCAAGAAGAAUUCAUAUUCCAACAAGGCCACUGCCAAUGGCAUUAAUUUACAAACUCGUUAAUCGUGAACCCGAAACAGAGAAAAAAGUCACCGUUGACUCGUCCGAUUCGAAAUAUUACAAUAUUUUCGAUCGUACACAUUCAUGUAGUCGAACAGUUGUUUAUGUACAAGGUGCGCCAAAUUUACGUAAUAUUUAUCGUCGCGAUCCUAAUGCGCCACAUCCCGAGGAUGAUAGACAAAAUUAUCUCAAUUGGAGGAAUCCAAGUCCCGGUGGAAACGAUAUUGAUAUGAAGGACACAAAGGAGAAUAUGAUUCUAUUAAGGGAAUUGCUACAAAAUAAUAGGGAAACAACUGGACAUAUAAGUUUAAAUUGCAUUCGAUGGGUACCACAACCCGGUCAAGGAAUGAUUUAUACCACCAACAAUGGUCAACUAAAUAUUCUUCACUAAUGUGAUUAUUAGUUUUCCUAUUUAAACGAAAUUUCUCCAAUUUUUCUUCUAUAUUUUAUUUAUUAUUUUUUUUUUUUUUGUUUCUUUUACACAAUUCAAAUUCGGGAAAAUUUGAAUAAUAUAUAUUUAUUAUUUAUUAGGCGAUAAUUAAUCUCCAUGUUUCUCUCUGUUAUAAAAUAUAUUUUAUGAGAAACUAUUGAUUUUAAAAAUAUCAAUUUUAAAAAUUUAAUUAAAUAAAAAUUUAAUUAAUCUAAGUAAAAAAAGAAAAAUUGAGAAAAUUCGUUAUCUAGGAUUAAAAUCAAUGUUCCAGCCUGCAGAAAAUGUUUUUUUUUCUGCAUUGGCAAAAUUGUAGAAAUGUUUCUUAGUUUACGCGUUAACAGUGAUCUAUUAAACUCUCUAAAUAUAGGUUUAAAAAAAGAGUCUUAGGCGAUCGAGUUAGAAAAAAAAAAAUAUAUUAGAAAAAGUUGCUAUCAAUGUUCAUAGCACUGAAAUAAAAAAAAAAGGUUAAAUUUUUGAAACGAUUUUCAUUUUAAAGCAAAAGCUUUUUGAAAAUGUUUUCCAUACAUUUUCUAAUAUAUAUAUUUAUAAUUUACUAUAUUUUAAAUUAACAUUAAAAAGGAAAUUAAAUUUUUUCAAAAUAAUAAAAAAAAAGUGCCAUAAAAAUUGCAGGCAACUAAUUCUAAUAAAUUGAUAAAUUUAUAUUGGAUAUAAAUUUAUUUCCCGUAUCUGUGAAGAUUUUUUUCUGCCAUCCGAAAUAGAUAUUUUUAUUAUUAUAUAUAAAUAUAUAUAUAUAAAUUCAGUCCCGAAGGCGAAAAAAAAUCCUUUAUAUAAUAAUGUACUUUCGAAGUAAUAUCUUUAUCUUGUAAGAUCUAUUUUUUUUUUUUUUUUUUUGUAUAAUGUAUAUUAAUUUGCAUUGAGCAAUUUAUGCUGUUUUUCGUAUUAGACUGACUUUUUAAUUAUAAUCUGAGUAUUAUAUAUAUUUCACGCAAAUGCAAUAUUUUUUCUUAUGUGAUAGCGAAUUUCGUGCCAUAAAUUAAAAUUUUUUUCUUUUCGUAACUAUAAAUUAUUUUUUUCUUUUUGGUGAGGGGCAAAAUUUAACAGGUUUUUCAAAAUCGAAACUAAAACUAAUCGAAAUUAGAAUUAUUUUUGUGUCACGUGAAUUAUUGUAUUUCCCUUUUGAAAAAUAAACGAUGGUGAUAGUUUCGCGUUAUGAAUUUAAGAGUCAUGAAAUUUAAACGUCGACUAUAUUUUAUGUUUCAACGUUACAAUUAUAUUUUUUAUAUAUGUAGAAAAUAUAAUAUUAAAUAAGAGACCGUAAGUGAUACUGAUGAGAAUGAUUUUAUUUCCUUUUAUGUUUUUUUUUUUUAAAUUUUGUUUGUUUUAAGGCAUCAAAUCAAAUUUGUAAAGCAAGAAAUUGUAAUUGUAAAGUAAUUAUGAAGAGAAUUAAACUUAUUCCAAUAAGGAAAACUCAUAAAACUGAUUAGUAUCAUUUAUCGUUUUUUUUUUCUGUUCUUCAUUUCUUUCAAAUCCCCGAAAAUAUUUUUAAAAAAAUUCAAUGUCACGAAAAAUUAUAAAUAUUUGCGAUUAAUUUAAAAGCUAAUUGUGCGAAUUAAAAAAAAAAAUUAAAUAAUCAUCGAGACUAAUUAAAUUAUUUAAGAAAAAAAAAUAAUAUCUCCAGUGUGACUUCUCCCGUGCUUCUUGACACAUUAUCAUAUUAUAUUAUUAUGUAUUUUUAAAAUCAAUUUAAUAUUAAAAAUCGGUUUGUGGAAAUCAUGAAACAAAAAAAAAAAAAAAUUUCAAAAAGAAAUUAUUCAUAUACUGAAAGUAUGUUUUCUUUUUCUCGUGACAUUGUUUCUGUAUUGUCAAGAAAAAAAAAAUAUAUAUAUACAUUGUUUCAAAAAAAUUGAAAUGAAAGCGAUCUUUAUGUACCCCCCAGAGUCGCAUUUCAAAAUGCUUGUGAUUGAAAAAAAUUAUUGAUAAUAAAAUUGACUUUGACUUAA